Molecule: messenger RNA, 1257 nt
Organism: Protobothrops mucrosquamatus (brown spotted pit viper)
Lineage: Eukaryota; Metazoa; Chordata; Lepidosauria; Squamata; Viperidae
Gene: GDAP1L1
Product: ganglioside induced differentiation associated protein 1 like 1
Exons: 7
Coding region: 1-1116 (371 amino acids)
Source: RefSeq, a predicted model, not a curated record
AUGGCGACUCCCAACAAUAUUACCGCCACAAACUGCAGCUGGUGGCCCAUUUCAGCGCUGGAGAAUGAUGCAGGCAAAUCCAUGGAGGUUGAGGCGAAUAAGGAUCCGACACACCCUGCCUUCAGGUCCAAGGACAGGCUGGUUCUGUAUCAUUGGACCCAAUCAUUCAGCUCACAGAAGAGACUAGAAGUCCGUCUGGUCAUUGCAGAAAAAGGGUUACCUUGUGAAGAACGAGAUGUGAGCAUGCCCUUGACUGAGCACAAAGAACCUUGGUUUAUGCGCCUCAAUCUUGGGGAAGAGGUACCUGUCAUCAUCCAUGCAGAUAAUAUAAUCAGUGACUACAAUCAAAUAAUUGACUACAUGGAGAAAAACUUCACAGGAGAGCACGUGGUUCAACUAAUUCCUGAGAAUGGAAGCCUCCUUCAUUCACGAGUAAUGCAGUACAGAGAACUCCUAGAUUCCUUGCCCAUGGAUGCCUACACUCAUGGAUGUAUACUUCACCCAGAACUCACCAUGGACUCCAUGAUUCCAAAGUAUGCUACAGCUGAGAUUCGCAGACAUUUAGUUAAUGCCAGCUCAGAUCUGAUGAAGUUGGAUCAUGAUGAUGAUGAUGCACAGCUAACGGAACCAUACCUUUCCAAACAGAAAAAACUUAUGGCCAAAAUUUUGGAGCACGACAAUGUAAACUAUCUGAAGAAAAUCCUGGGAGAUCUGGGAAUGGUGCUAGAUCAAAUUGAAGCUGAACUGGAGAAGAGAAAAAUUGAAUAUCAAGGGCAGAAAUGUGAACUCUGGCUUUGUGGAUGUGCAUUCACCUUGGCUGAUGUUUUGCUGGGAGCCACAUUACACCGCCUCAAGUUCCUAGGACUCUCAAAGAAAUACUGGGAAGAUGGCAGCAGACCCAACCUACUGAACUUCUUUGAAAGGAUACAAAAACGUUUUGCCUUCAGGAAAGUCUUGGGGGACAUCCAUACUACACUCCUCUCAGCAGUGGUACCCAAUGCAUUUAGGCUGGUCAAACGGAAACCUCCGUCCUUUUUUGGGGCCUCCUUCCUCAUGGGAUCUCUAGGGGGGAUGGGAUAUUUUGCUUAUUGGUAUCUAAAGAAAAAAUAUAUCUAGUGCCAGCUGUUUUGAUGUUUAGUUUGAUGUCUCUGUGCUGUGUGAAACUAUGAUGAAUCUUCAGUAACUAUAAGGAAAUUUGAAACCAAUAUGAAUAACUAUACUGUUAAUGUAACAUUCCAUAGUCUAGAAGUAGGAAGC